UCGUCGGAGGAGCGGAGAAGAUGGCAGACGCAGACGGAGCUGGUGUGGAUGGAGACAAACUCAGCAAAAAUGAGCUGAAAAGGCGCAUGAAAGCUGAGAAGAAAGCAGCUGAGAAGGAAGCCAAGGUCAAAGAACAGGAGGAGACCAAUGACAAGUCAGAGCAAAAUGCAUAUGAGGCUGAUGAGGAAACCUUGGACCCGAAUCAAUACUUCAAGAUUCGUUCACAAGCCAUUCAAGCCUUGAAGGGAACCGCUGAAGACCCAUACCCUCACAAAUUCAAUGUGGACUUGUCACUCGCACAGUUCAUUGACAAAUAUAACAACCUUCAGCCAGGGGAUCACUUGACAGAUGUCGUCAAUUUAUCAGGUCGUAUCCACGCCAAGAGGGCUUCAGGUGUCAAGCUGCUGUUCUAUGACCUGCGAGGAGAGGGAGUCAAGCUGCAGGUCAUGGCCAACUCCAGGAACUACAAAUCAGAAGAAGAUUUUUUGCACAUCAACAACAAAUUAAGGCGUGGGGACAUCAUUGGGGUCCGUGGGAACCCUGGCAAGACUAAGAAGGGCGAGCUGAGCAUCAUCCCGAUCGAGAUGACUCUGUUGUCUCCAUGCCUUCAUAUGCUUCCCCACCUUCACUUUGGCCUGAAAGACAAGGAAACCAGAUUCCGACAGCGAUAUCUGGACCUGAUUCUUAAUGACAGUGUGAGACAGAAGUUUGUGACCCGCGCCAAGAUCAUCACCUAUCUCCGCAGCUUUCUGGACGAGCUUGGGUUUCUUGAGAUCGAAACACCAAUGAUGAACCUGAUACCCGGUGGUGCUGUAGCAAAACCAUUUGUUACCCACCACAAUGAGCUCAAUAUGAAACUCUACAUGAGAAUUGCUCCUGAGCUUUACCAUAAGAUGUUGGUAGUCGGAGGACUUGACCGGGUGUAUGAAGUCGGGCGUCAGUUCCGUAAUGAAGGCAUUGAUCUCACCCACAACCCAGAGUUCACCACAUGCGAGUUCUACAUGGCUUACGCCGACUAUCACGACCUGAUGGAUAUCACAGAGAAGCUGCUCUCAGGAAUGGUGAAGCACAUCACUGGAGGAUAUAAGGUGACGUAUCAUCCUGAUGGUCCGGAGGGACAAGCCUGUGAAAUAGACUUCACUCCUCCCUUCAGACGCAUCAGCAUGACUCAAGACCUGGAGAAGGAAUUGGGGGUGAAGUUUCCAGCUCCUGACACCUACGACAGUGAUGAAACACGCAAGUUCUUAGAUGACCUUUGUGUUCAGAAAGAAAUUGAAUGCCCUCCUCCCAGGACGACUGCCCGUCUUCUGGACAAGUUAGUGGGAGACUUCCUGGAGGUGAAGUGCAUCAAUCCAACUUUCAUCUGUGAUCAUCCACAGAUCAUGAGUCCUCUAGCAAAAUGGCACAGAUCCCAGAAAGGUCUAACUGAGCGAUUUGAACUGUUUGUGAUGAAGAAGGAGAUCUGCAACGCAUACACAGAGUUGAAUGAUCCCAUCAGACAACGAGAACUGUUUGAGCAGCAGGCUAAGGACAGGGCAGAGGGGGACGAUGAGGCGAUGUUUAUUGACGAAACCUUCUGCACUGCCUUAGAGUACGGCCUUCCACCCACGGCAGGAUGGGGCAUGGGCAUCGACCGCCUCACAAUGUUCCUCACAGACUCCAACAACAUCAAGGAGGUGCUUCUCUUCCCAGCCAUGAAACCUGAAGAAAAUAAACCAGCUCCACCUGCAGAUGGCACAUCAGUGUAACGCCGUCGCUGACUUUAUAAUAUGAAUGA
This is a messenger RNA of Carassius carassius (crucian carp), 1777 nucleotides long. Its product is annotated as lysine--tRNA ligase-like. Lineage: Eukaryota; Metazoa; Chordata; Actinopteri; Cypriniformes; Cyprinidae. Gene Ontology annotation, cellular component: cytosol; nucleus; cytoplasm. Bases 21 to 1748 code for a protein of 575 amino acids. Gene Ontology annotation, molecular function: ATP binding; tRNA binding; lysine-tRNA ligase activity. Gene Ontology annotation, biological process: positive regulation of macrophage activation; basophil activation involved in immune response; diadenosine tetraphosphate biosynthetic process. The record is from RefSeq and is a predicted model, not a curated record. The transcript is spliced from 14 exons.